Molecule: messenger RNA, 1518 nt
Organism: Cynoglossus semilaevis (tongue sole)
Lineage: Eukaryota; Metazoa; Chordata; Actinopteri; Pleuronectiformes; Cynoglossidae
Gene: sirt4
Product: sirtuin 4
Exons: 4
Coding region: 145-1242 (365 amino acids)
Cellular component (GO): mitochondrial matrix
Molecular function (GO): NAD+ binding; histone deacetylase activity, NAD-dependent
Source: RefSeq, a predicted model, not a curated record
UAUUAUGAAAUGUUGUUUGACUCAAACAUUUUUGUAAAACUAAAAAAAAAUAUUGAAAACAAUCUAAUUUAUAAAACUUUCAAAAAUAAUUUGUAAAACUAACAACGGUAUAAAAGAGAACGUUAUCGGACUACAACUCCCGACAUGCUGCGCUUUGGGGUUCCGGAGAAUGGAGUAUUUCCGGUUAGUAGCAGUUUGACAGAGCUUCCUCCUGACGUCAUCCUGCUGUUGGUCGUCAAAGCGGUGUUUUACCGCAGCAGUUGUGGAAGAACUUUUUCAUCGUUGACAGCGACUUCGACUGAGAAGAUGAAAUUACCGUGGCGAAUUUGUACCAGUCACACGGUGCCCGUCAGAAGAGCAUCCUCCGUCACUGAGGGUAUGUUGACGUUUGUUCCUACCUGUACCGACACUGACGUCCACUCACUGGACCUACUGCAGGACUUUGUCUCUCGAGCCAAACGCCUGUUUGUUAUCAGUGGAGCAGGUCUUUCUACGGAGUCGGGCAUCCCCGAUUAUCGCUCCGAGGGCACAGGACUGUACGCCCGCACCAGCAGACGACCGAUGGAACACGCAGAGUUUGUCCGGAGUUCCAAGUCCCGUCAGCGCUACUGGGCGAGGAACUUUGUGGGGUGGCCACAGUUCUCCUCCCACCAGCCCAACACUGCACACAGGGCACUGCAGCAGUGGGAGGAAAAGGGGAAGCUGCACUGGCUCGUCACCCAAAAUGUGGAUGCUCUUCACUCAAAGGCCGGACAGAAGAGAUUGACGGAACUUCAUGGUUGCACCCACAGGGUGGUUUGUUUAGGCUGUGGUACUAUUUCAUCCAGAGAGGAGCUCCAGGGUCGAUUCAUGUCACUGAACCCAGCCUGGGAGGUCCAGGCGGGGGCUGUGGCUCCGGAUGGCGACGUCUUCAUAGAAGAUGAGCAGGUCCUGAAUUUCAGAGUUCCCUCCUGUGAAGUCUGUGGGGGGAUUCUGAAGCCUGAUGCCACCUUCUUUGGAGAUACUGUCAAAAAGGAGAAGGUGCAGUUUGUGCACGACAGGCUGGCAGAGUCGGAUGCGGUGUUGGUCGUUGGAUCCUCAUUACAGGUUUACUCAGGGUACAGGUUUCUGCUGGCAGCCAGUGACAGGAAACUAUCCAUUGGCAUCUUGAACAUUGGUCCUACAAGAGCCGAUCAUCUGGCUGAGCUGAAGGUGAACGGACGCUGUGGUCAGGUGUUGUCGGCCAUCAACCCUCUACUCUGACCAUGACGUACAUCCACGUUAGAAUCUCUGUCAAACAGAACUACCUCAUUAACAAAGGGUUAAAACUGGUAUCGGUUUCCGAUGCCAAAGAAUAAAUACUGCUAUCAAGAGGCCGUGGAAAAGACUACAGUUCAAUUUCCAAAACAAACAAAUGUUGCUCAGUCAACUUUUGAUAACUCACAGAACUGAAUUGGGACAUUUGCCCAAGUGAACAAUUUUUUUAUUAUUAUUUAAUAAUGGGUUGCAGUGUGGCGAUAAUUUUAACUGUCAGCAAAG